CGAUACAUCGUCGACCGGGAAAUGUUAACCCAACCCUAUCUAAAGAAUUAUGUAGACACCGAAUCAAGGGAAAAUCGAGCUUACAAGAUCAGGGCUAUAUGAUAAGCGUAUUAACAUUUCUCAACAAGCUCUUUGGAUAUUUGCUGAGGUUGUAUUCAGUCUGACGUUAAUAUCAUGAGAAACCACAACUCUUCUGUUAAUCGACACAACAAUUCUCAAUAAAAUAAUCUAUUUUGUGGCAAACCUUGAUUCUUGAACUAUUUCAUAUAUUAUUCCUUCAAAGUGGAAAUCGUGCACAACAACAUUUAAUAUGUUUGAUAGAUAUGUCCUUGGAAACAUCUUUUUAUUCAGAGUCGCAUCGUUUGAUCCUACACCGGUCGUCUGAUGAACAGGAUGUUUAAGAAAGAUCAGUCGGAAAAUCUCAUAUACAGGACUUUCAUCAGCAUUAAAUAUCCUACUGUUGAAACAACGAAAUCUAAACUUAGCUAAAUUGUUGAAUAUGCCCCGGCGAAAAAUAUGUAGAUUCUGACCUUACAGGUUUUUUUUGUAAGAAAUUCGUUGUAAAUUACAAGUUAAUCAACACAUACACAUAUAAAGAAGAAACCAGUUGAAGAGUACACAUAUUCCGCUCUGCGAUCAGCACGAGGCAACACAAUGCUAAAGUUAACAUUAUUCACCAUAUUUAGUGCUAUUUUUUGUGCCGAAACUUGUUACGGCCUCGACAUAAAAAAAUGUAAAGAGGAGGAUAUCAAAUGCGUCACAGCGAAUUCGCAAGCCCUUUAUGAUUUGACAAUUAAAGGUGAUCCCAAUUUGGAAAUAGAACCUGCAGAUCCCAUUUAUCAUAAUUCGAUUGAUGGGAAUCUUUCUAUAAUCAAAUACACCCUAACAAACACUUCAAUUACGGGAUAUAAGAAAUGUAAACUUAACUAUGCUCAGUUGUCUUUGGCAAAAUCUUUUCUGGAAUUCAACUUACUUUGUCCGGAAAUCCAAGUACACGGCUUAUACGAAAUUGAUGGUAGACUUAUUGUUUUACCAGUGCAAGGCAAAGGAGACUUUAAGCUCGAUGCCCGCCAGUAUAACAUCACGAUACAUGCUGAAAUCAAAACAGUCAAUGGUAAUGACGGAAAAUCUUAUUUAGCGGUGAAGAAUUUUAAUAUUAACGCUGACAUCAUUGACGGAAUCGAUUUUGAUUUGACUAACCUUUUCAACGGACAAAAAGAAUUAGCGGAACCAGUCUUGCAGUUCGCACGUGAAAAUUGGAAGGAAGUAGCGAAAGAACUCCAGGGCCCGAUCCUAAAUAUAGCUAUCAAGCGCCUUAUCAAAAACUUAAACAAGCUUUUGAAAACUGUGCCAGUCGACCAGAUGCUUAUAUCUAAUUAAAAUGCAAAAUAACAUACAAAUGUGCAGAGUUCUAAAUGUGAACAAAACUAGUUUUACGACUUUAUCUCUAGUGUAUAUUUAAAAUUUUUUUAGAAUAUAUAAGACGUGUAAUGAUUAUCCUUGGCCACAUACAGACAUCUACUGCUAGACACAAGCCCUACGGUUCGCUGUAGUGAACUGCGCUGCCUACUUCCACUAGAUUCCCGCGACCUUCAUCAGGUCGUUAAUCAACUUUAUGGGAGGUCUAUCCAAGCUGCGUAUUCUAGUUGGCUGUCGUUUGAAAACUACUCAGCCCCAGUGAUCAUCUGUUCUACGAACGAUAUGCUCUCAUUACCACGAAAUCUUCAAAGUAUCCAAGAUUAGUUUUAAAACACAUUUAUUACCAAUACCAUUGACUUUCACUUAUUAGAUUGUAGUUCCAAGAGAAAGCAAUACGUGUUUUUAUAGGACUUAAAAUGCUAUAACUAUCCACAAUGACAUUUACUAGUAGUGGUUGUUUUAGAAAAAAACCUGAUAAAAAUAUUAUUAAUAUUGUAAGUUUAAAUCGUUGUUUUUUAAUGAGUGGAAGUUCUAAAAUUUAAUAAAUAAGAAAAU
This is a messenger RNA of Bombyx mori (domestic silkworm), 1974 nucleotides long. Its product is annotated as circadian clock-controlled protein daywake. The coding region runs from base 655 to 1380 and encodes 241 amino acids. Lineage: Eukaryota; Metazoa; Arthropoda; Insecta; Lepidoptera; Bombycidae. The transcript has 5 exons. The record is from RefSeq and is a predicted model, not a curated record.